Molecule: messenger RNA, 1896 nt
Organism: Penicillium olsonii
Lineage: Eukaryota; Fungi; Ascomycota; Eurotiomycetes; Eurotiales; Aspergillaceae
Source: the annotation of a GenBank genome assembly
AUGAGGCCAAUUGUGGGAUUUUCCUUCCUUUCUCUCAUCUCAUCUUCACUAUGUGUUCCGACAAACCUACGUCCACGAAGCGAGGUGACGCAAAUUGAACAGCCAUUGAUCAAACUGAAGCCACAACAGAGCUCCUCUCGGGAGCUCGUGAACCUCGAUGGUCUGUGGAAAUUUGCUCUCGCAUCUAGUCCCAACGACACUGCCACACCAUGGACAGCCCCAUUGCCCAAAGGCCUUGAAUGCCCCGUGCCAGCCUCUUACAACGACAUAUUUGUCGACCGAAACAUCCAUGACCACGUCGGAUGGGUUUAUUACCAACGCGAUGUCAUUGUUCCCAAAGGCUGGUCUCAAGAGAGAUAUCUUGUCCGGGCUGAGUCUGCCACACACAAGGGUCGUAUCUACGUGAACGACCAACUUCUGGCAGAGCACGUGGGAGGUUACACGCCCUUUGAAGCCGAUAUUACAGACUCCAUCGCCGCGGGUGAGAAGUUCCGCUUGACAAUUGCUGUCAAUAAUGAGCUCACUCAUGAGACAAUUCCACCGGGAGAGAUCAGUGUAGGGAAAGCCACGGGCAAGAGAAAGCAGACCUAUCACCAUGACUUUUACAACUACGCUGGUCUUGCUCGAUCCGUCUGGCUUUAUUCAGUACCUCGACAGCAUAUCCAGGACAUCACUGUGACAACUGAUGUCGACGGUGCUGAUGGCUUAAUCAACUACAAGAUCAAUGUCACCAAUGGCACAGACGAGCAGAUCAAGAUUGAGAUUAUCGAUGAGGAUCAAAACACUGUUGCGAAUGCUUCUGGAGCGGAAGGCACUGUCCGCAUCCCUUCAGCCAAGUUGUGGCAGCCCGGUGCAGCCUAUCUUUACCAAUUCCAGGCUAAGAUCGUGGACUCCCAAGGUAAAGUAGUCGAUACUUAUGCCUUGGCUACCGGAGUGCGCACCGUCAAAGUCAGCGGAAGCAAGUUCCUGAUCAAUGACAAGCCCUUCUACUUCACUGGAUUUGGGAAACACGAGGAUACCGCAGUGCGCGGCAAAGGGCAUGACCAAGCGUACAUGGUUCACGACUUCCAACUGAUGAAUUGGAUCGGAGCGAACUCAUUCCGAACAUCGCACUACCCCUAUGCCGAAGAGGUCAUGGAUUUCGCAGACCGACACGGCAUCGUCGUCAUCGACGAGACUCCCGCAGUGGGAUUGAAUAUUGCUCUAUUGGGUUUGUCUGAUAGUGAUUCUAAAACAUUCACCCCAGACGCCAUCAACAACAAUACCCAGGCCGCACACAAACAGGCCAUCCGUGAACUCAUUAGUCGGGAUAAGAACCACCCCAGCGUUGUGAUGUGGUCCAUCGCCAAUGAGCCUGCCUCUCAGGAAGAAGGAGCACGCGAGUAUUUCGAGCCGCUGGCCAAAUUGACUCGACAACUUGACGCAAGUCGCCCAAUCACAUUCGCCAAUGUCGGAAUGGCAACAUACAAAGAGGAUCGAAUCUCUGAUCUGUUUGAUGUGAGUUGUCUCAAUCGGUAUUUCGGAUGGUAUUCCGAGACUGGAGACCUCGAGGAGGCCGAGGCAGCUCUGGAAGAGGAGCUUCGUGGCUGGGAGCAGAAGUUCGACCGGCCGAUUGUCAUGACUGAGUACGGUGCUGAUACGAUUGCUGGACUUCAUUCUGUUUUCGGUCUGCCUUGGAGUGAGGAGUUCCAAACGCAAAUGCUUGCCAUGUACCAUCGAGUCUUUGACCGCAUAUCAACGAUGGCUGGUGAACAGGUUUGGGCCUUUGCGGAUUUCCAGACUAAUCUGGGCGUUCAGCGGGUGGAUGGUAACAAGAAGGGUGUGUUUACGAGGGACCGGAAACCCAAGGCUGCAGCGCAUGGCCUUCGGGAAAGGUGGACUAAGAUAGCUCGCUGA